UAGAAACACUCCAGAGAACUCUCGCCUCUCUGCUCUCUCGAAAUGUGGCGGUCACUCAAACUUCUGUCGUCGCGUCCGCGUCCAAACGCGACAACGCGCCCUGUUUCCAAAAAACACCCUGUUCUAAUCGCCCCCUUCCGAACGCCCACUCACCACCUGCGCACGUUCCACGCCACCCCCACCCUAAACAAAAGACCCCCCCGUAUCUACAAGCCCCUCUCCAAAGAGGAACCCGACUUCGUCAUCGACGGAGACACCAUCCCACAAUCGAGACUCGGCGACAUGUUCGCUCAACUGAACGAAAACAUAGACGCCGCCGACCCAAUCGCUUCACCCGAUCACCAAAAACUGCUGGUCAACGAAGUGCUGUCCAUCGGACGGCACACCAAAAUAUUGCCCGGCGGUCGCCUCAUGACAUUCAGUGCGCUCGUCAUGGUAGGGACUGGCAACGGCUGCGCCGGCAUAGGGCGAGCCAGGGGAGAAACCGUUUCAGUGGCCAUCCGAGCGGCUGUCACCAAUGCGAAAAAAAACAUGAUUUCAAUCAACCGACAUCGCGGGUGUACUGUUUCUCGAGAUAACGUCUACAAAUACAAGAGAACGAAGGUCAUCGUGGGCGCGCGUCGAAUGGGAUACGGUAUUCAGGCGUCUCCAGACAUGCGCCUCGCCCUAAAAGCUUUCGGACUCAAAGAUCUCUUCGUCACUACCACCGGCCGAACGGGCAAUAAACAGGCACUUUACCGGGCGCUCUUCAAGGGAUUGCAAAGGGACAUUAACACUCCAAGUAACAUCGCGAAGGCGCUGGGAAAAAAACUCUUCGAUAUUCACGCUUUUCAUUAUAACUCUAAAGACUAA
Molecule: messenger RNA, 852 nt
Organism: Schistocerca gregaria
Lineage: Eukaryota; Metazoa; Arthropoda; Insecta; Orthoptera; Acrididae
Product: 30S ribosomal protein S5-like
Exons: 2
Coding region: 43-852 (269 amino acids)
Biological process (GO): translation
Cellular component (GO): ribosome
Molecular function (GO): structural constituent of ribosome; RNA binding
Source: RefSeq, a predicted model, not a curated record